Messenger RNA from Fusarium verticillioides 7600, 1383 nucleotides. RefSeq lists its product as hypothetical. The transcript has 5 exons. Gene Ontology annotation, molecular function: hydro-lyase activity; magnesium ion binding. NCBI's taxonomy places the organism in Eukaryota, Fungi, Ascomycota, Sordariomycetes, Hypocreales, Nectriaceae. The record is from RefSeq and is a predicted model, not a curated record. Bases 1 to 1383 code for a protein of 460 amino acids. Gene Ontology annotation, biological process: carbohydrate catabolic process; amino acid catabolic process.
AUGCCAUCCUCAAAGACACCGUUAGAAGUUGAUGAUGUCACCAUCACCAGCUUCACCGUUACCGACAUCAGAUUCCCCACUAGUCUAGACGGAGUUGGAUCAGACGCUAUGCAUGUUGGCACGAAUGGGUCGCAUCCAUAUAUCCAACUUCAUACCAAUCACCGUGAUUUGAUCGGUGAAGGCAUUGCUUUCAGCAACGGUCGCGGAAGCGAGCUUAUUUGCAUGGCUCUUGACAUCUUCGCUAAACGCGUAGUUGGAAACACAAUGCAUGAGUUGACUCGGAACAUGGGCAAGACCUGGCGAUAUAUGGUCUCCGACUCCCAAUACAGAUGGAUCGGUCCUGAGAAGAGCGUGACGCAUUUGGCUGUUGCUGGCGUACUAAAUGCCGUCUGGGAUCUCUGGGGCAAGAUAUUAGGUCUUCCUGUGUGGCAGAUCGUAUGUGAGAUGAAUCCUGAGGAGAUUGUCCGCUGCAUCGAUUUCAGGUAUAUCACCGACGUCAUUACACCAGAAGAGGCCAUCGCUAUGCUUCAAAAGACUGCUAAAGGCAAGGAGGAACGCUUGAAGGAGGCAUUCGACAAUAUUGCCGUACCAGCCUAUACGACAUCCGCCGGAUGGAUGGCGUUCUCUGGUGAUAGGAUGAAAGAGGUACUGCAUGAGACAUUGGCGCAGGGUUAUAAGGUCUUCAAGUUCAAAGUCGGGACCAGCAUCGAGGCUGAUAGAGAAAGAUUGUCUGCUGUGAGAGACGUCCUGGGUUACGGUAAUGACUACCAGAUCAUGAUUGAUGCUAAUCAGGUAUGGAGCGUGCCUGAGGCCAUUGAGUACAUGAAGCAUUUGGUGGAGUUCAAGCCUGUUUUUAUUGAAGAGCCAACAAAUCCAGACGACGUGCUCGGACACGCAGCUAUUCGCAAGGCGCUGAAGCCGUAUGGCGUUGGUGUUGCAACCGGCGAGGCAGCACAAAACAGAGUCACUUUCAAGCAGUUACUGCAAGCUGAAGCAACUGACGUUGUCCAAAUCGAUGCUGUUAGACUUGGUAGCGUUAACGAAUGUCUUGCGGUCAUGCUGAUGGCCCUCAAGUUCAAUAUCCCAUGCGUUCCACACAAUGGUGCAAUGGGCUUGACAGAACUCACGUCCCAUCUCAGCACGAUUGACUAUGUUGCUAUCAGUGGGCGCAAGUCAAUGCUGGAAAACGCCGACAGCCACCGCGAGAACUUGCGACAUCCCUCAAAGAUUGUCAAUACUCACUACGUCACGCCAUUAUCACCAGGCUACUCUACAGGCUACACUGAUGAGGCGCUUGAAAAGUAUACUUAUCCUGAUGGCAAGUUCUGGUCAUCUGAAAUUGGGUUGAAGAUUAUCGCGCAGCCCACGGGUGGCGAGCUCUAA